Molecule: messenger RNA, 2241 nt
Organism: Rotaria socialis
Lineage: Eukaryota; Metazoa; Rotifera; Eurotatoria; Philodinida; Philodinidae
Source: the annotation of a GenBank genome assembly
AUGUUAUUAUUUAGACCGACGGGUCAUUUCGCCUAUGCUUUCACUCAACAGUUUCUACUUCUGUACAAUCUCGAUACGGAUAACGUCUCCAUGCAACUCGGCAAUGUCACUUGGCCCGACACCUCAUUUCUUCCGCACGCUGUCGACAUUAGUGAUGAGUUUAUCGUAGUGCUUGGCUUUGUUGGUGAUCAGUCGACGAACUACACUCCUUGCGCCUUUCUCCUGAAUAUAUCAAAUUCGACUCUAAAGGUACUCGAUCGAUGGUUAUACACACCACCGACGAAUAGUUCAUGGCAAGCGAGCCUUACUAACUGGGAUGCGGGUACCUACUCAGCUCGAUAUGAUAUGUCGGUGAGCAUCAAUCCCACCGGAGGUCAAGUUCUACUCGGUAUUCAAAUAACAAACACAAUUGUGCUACUCAAUAUUGGCCGAAGCACUAAUAAAUUUAUUGUGCCACCACAAUCCAUUUCGAAUGGACAAGCAAUAGGGAUGGGUAAAGCAGUCGGCUGGUUUGAUGCGCAUACUUCUGUGGUACUCGUUAAUACAUACUCUUUAAGUUAUAUUUGGUCGGGAUCACAAGUCUUUGUCUAUGACAUGGCAUUGUUUAAUAGUUCCGGCAUUAUAUCUGUUUUUCCUAAUGCUCAACAGCCACUAGCAACGGGAUUCGGUCCUAUUCUCAUCACUCUUGUUGUUACUGAGACUGGAACUGUGGCGAUGCUAGAUUCACAAGGCAAAUUUUUCAUUAUUUUUUCAUCGGCUGCUGGUUCAUAUGCAGACACUAGCUUGGGAACAUUUUCAAGCCCACUAGAUUGUAUCGGUGGCACUUUUAACUCUCAACUAAGUAUUGGCCCAUGUAUUCUUUGUCCGCAGGGUAAUAGUACAAAUGGUCUUACGGGCCAACCGAUUUGUAUGCCAUGUGCAAUAGACGCUUUCUGCCCAACAGGUGCAGCUUUCGGAAAUAUUAGUACGUCUUCUUCGAUUCUGACAAGUACGAACCAAGCAUUUGCCUAUCCUGUGUCUCCUCAGUCCGUUCGUUUCGACAAUAUUCUAAUGCAAAACAUGUUCUACAUUCGCUCGCCAAUGUCAGGUCAUUGCGUACUCGUGUCCGCCUUCUUCUGGGCGCUUAUUGUUACAGUGUUGGGCAUUGUAAUCGUAUUUUCCUUGGCCAUUUUGAAAUGCUGCGUGAACAAUACCCAACUUAAAGUAACCCGUAAAAGAGUCACACGUUUUUUCAAACAAACAGAUAUUAUCGGCGAGGGUGAAUUAUGGGUGGGCGGAAUUGCUACGUUUGCUAUUCUUGUUGUUGCUAUAUUCGCGUACGCAUUUAGCAGUGCCUACUUCCAACGCUAUCCUAUUGAACAAGUGAAUAGCCCUGCUAACUUUGCUUGUGAUACAACGUUGACGAAUGCGCAGUUCAGCUCGGGUUUGAUGUCGCUGACAAUUGCACCAAACGAUGACGAAGUACCUAUGUUCAACCUUCUCAAUGCACAAAAAUUCACAGUACAUCUUGAUUUGAUCAAUACGCUCUUUACGUGCAGCGAUAAUGUUAUCUUGAUGCAAAACAGACGCGCAGGACAAUUUCUGAUUGCUUCUACGUGCGUGGAGAACAAUGGCAGCUUAUCGAUUUCGGCCGUUCUACCCUCACAUACUGUUAAUUUGCAACUGUCACUUACCGGUAUCGAAAUAAUUGGCGGUUUUCGUUUCGGACUGACAGGACCAGGUGCUCAACAAGAAGACGACAGGCUGGGUGGUAUUUACAAACUUGUCGAUCUCGAUUUUAGUCAAGCGUUCUCAGUCUCUGGUAGGAUUCUUUCCCACCAACCCUCGUUUGCAGUUCAGCUAUCUAAGCUGAUGAAUCGAACGUAUCCUCUAGAUGAAAACGAUGCUACAGAAUUCAGUGCCAUAUGGACAGCUUACACAUCAUACGAUAUUGACCAAAAUUUUAUUGAUGAAAACGAUUACAAGUAUGUGACAAGUUUAGGUACUACGGUCACAGUAAGUAUCAGCGAGGCGUCGUAUUACAUAUCAAAUACGCAGAGGCCUAUCACAGACCAAGCAGAGCUCAUCUUCACCGACUUACUAUUUACUAUAGUAUGUGUAGAGAUUUUUGGUCUUCUGUUUCUCAUCGUCAGACUCAUCAUCAUUCCGCUUGCCAAGCGUCUGUGCCAUUGUUGUCGACGUCGAACUGUCGCAAAAGAAUUGCCAGAAAAUGGUGCUGAAAAGAUAUAUGAUCGCUUUUAA